This is a messenger RNA of Cotesia congregata, 567 nucleotides long. The record is from the annotation of a GenBank genome assembly. NCBI's taxonomy places the organism in Eukaryota, Metazoa, Arthropoda, Insecta, Hymenoptera, Braconidae.
AUGGAUUAUUCGUAUUUGAACCAAGCGGCGGCAGCGGCGGCCGCCGGAUUCGAAGCUUCAAGUUGUGCAUUGGCGAGCGACAUGCAGUGUGGAUACGGAGAUUUAGGAUCUUGUUCGCAAAUGAGCCAAGCGGCAUACCGAUAUACGGCCGCGAGAGCCGCAGGGUAUCCGGGAAAUUCCGCGGGAGGAGGCGCUACCAGCGGGCCCACGCUUGGUGGCCACCAUGCAAGUCACCCUCAUGCCCAUGCCCACCAUGCGGCCCAUGCUACCCCCUGCUCGGUAAUGGCCGCAAGAACUCAAGAUGUUCAUCGACAUGCUGCUUCUAUAUUUAAUCAGUCUAUUAAUCUUCAAAGUGGUCUUGGGUACAAAGCAUACUCGGCUCAUGACGGAUUAGCUGAGAAAAGAAAACAGCGACGGAUAAGAACGACAUUUACAUCAGCGCAGCUGAAAGAACUGGAACGCGCGUUUCAAGAAACACAUUAUCCUGACAUUUAUACGAGAGAAGAAAUUGCCAUGAAGAUUGACCUUACGGAAGCCAGAGUACAGGUGAGCACUAAUAAUUAUUAA